AUGCCGAUCCACCUCCUACUGCAAUGCAUCCACCUCCAGCUGCGGCGUUGGCUACCUCGCCUAGAGAUCCUCCAUCGUUCACCUCCGCCCUCUGCCUCAGCGGUGCUGGUGCUGUCGAGUGCGGCUUGGCGUGCAGUGAGGUUCAUCCUGUGUAUUGUUGAAGCUGGUCCAAAGCAACAAAAGCAGCGAGAGGGCAUAUGUAUGCAGGCUGCUGCGGGUUGCCGCAUAUUCCUUCAAGUAUUCUACUGA
This is a messenger RNA of Triticum turgidum subsp. durum (durum wheat), 249 nucleotides long. The record is from the annotation of a GenBank genome assembly. NCBI's taxonomy places the organism in Eukaryota, Viridiplantae, Streptophyta, Magnoliopsida, Poales, Poaceae.